AUGGGUACGAGAAGAAAGUCGAUUCUUCGCUACGGAUUUCACAGAACAUCUGAAUGUUUAGAUUUCGAGAAAUCGUAUAUUUGUAUACAGAAAUGCUUAGAUUUGAAAUACGACGUGGCCUAUGCAGAUAAAAAUUGUUAUUGUACAUGCUAUGUUAAGAAAGAUAAGGCAAAGUAUCGUCCCAGUCAAGCUGGAACCCAGCAAAGGUGGAAACUAGGAGCACCCACAACUAAACUACCGAUAUGGGCACAGAAAGAGACGAAGAAACCCAAAGAUGAUAAGAAGGAUUUGGAAGACGAAAAUUUCGAAUUAGACGAUUUUGCAAAUACUACAGAAUCAACAUUUAAAGAUCGCUCUGUUGCUGAUCACAAAGUCGUGAAUACAACAAAACCUAGCUUGGAUAAUGUAGAACUCGUUGGCAAUACUACAGCAAACACUGAUUCUUCCAAUACUUCUGUUGUUACUGAAACUACUAUAGAAGUAGAAAACACAACUACGACUGUUUAA
Molecule: messenger RNA, 507 nt
Organism: Leptosia nina
Lineage: Eukaryota; Metazoa; Arthropoda; Insecta; Lepidoptera; Pieridae
Source: the annotation of a GenBank genome assembly